This is a messenger RNA of Fomitiporia mediterranea MF3/22, 1047 nucleotides long. RefSeq lists its product as uncharacterized. Lineage: Eukaryota; Fungi; Basidiomycota; Agaricomycetes; Hymenochaetales; Hymenochaetaceae. The record is from RefSeq and is a predicted model, not a curated record. The coding region runs from base 1 to 1047 and encodes 348 amino acids. The transcript is spliced from 6 exons.
AUGCAACGAAAAUGCCCAACAAUUCAUAUGUAUGGUCUACGAAACCAUAAGGGAUCACUGAAUCCGUGGGGGAAAAAACAUACAAGGAAAAUUGACAACACGGAACUGGACCUAUGUAGUGCUCGUGGCGGUUUCGAUGAGCAAUUCAAGAGUGCCAGGGAUAUUGAAUUCGGAGCCUUAUUCCCGCGUGUAUCGAUCAACUCAAGAAGCCCGAAUAGCACUCUCAGCACUCUCCAAAUGGCAUUCACAAAGACUACGCGCGUGGUGCGGUUGCAACUAACGUACAGUGACAUACUGUAUAUUGGGGGAGUGAGAGCAGAAGAUGUUAAUUACAUUGUACUUUGGCAAGGGGGCGUGAGAGCAGAAAAUAUUGACCUGUGCUAUGAAAUUGCAAAGCCAACAACAACUACAAUUAUGGACGGUCAAGGAAGAAGGCGUCAAGACAGUAGCUCAAAACCAAACAGUCACCACCAGCCUGAAUGUGCUAGUUCACAGAACAGACAUCACAAAAGGAAUGAUUCAAAUUCCAGCCAGGUUGAAUACAAAUCCACUACUGAUGGAAAUGGGGGUGAUUCACCUUCAAAAGGAGAGUAUACUUACAGGGACAAUCUCGUAGCAGUCAUUCGAGACAGUCUAGAUCUGGCUAGUACCUUCUCUGUAAAGCAAUUCAAGGAAUCAGUGACAAUGCUGGAAAGACACCGUGGAAAUCUAGAGAGGCAAUUGAAAGAACUUGAUGCCCAGAUUAAACAAUGCCAUGAUUUAAUGGAUGAGGAUCAUGUUUCUAGUGAAAAUAUAAAAAAGAGCCUUGCAGAGUUAGAUAGGCGAGUGCAAAGGAAUGAAAGUGAGAAACACUUUGUGAACUUGGCCCAGGAAACCAAAAGGAUUGUAGAAUCAACAGGAAACCGGCAGAAGGACUUUUGCAGUGCCUUCAGGCCACAGGAAGAGUUGAAGGGAAAAAUCCUUGAACUUGACAAACAUUUCAAGCAAGCUAAAGAACGAAUUGACUACGUUCUGGAAUUGUUAAGACAGAGGUACACUCAGGAAUGA